Molecule: messenger RNA, 1778 nt
Organism: Corticium candelabrum
Lineage: Eukaryota; Metazoa; Porifera; Homoscleromorpha; Homosclerophorida; Plakinidae
Product: CAAX prenyl protease 1 homolog
Exons: 7
Coding region: 48-1568 (506 amino acids)
Biological process (GO): CAAX-box protein processing
Cellular component (GO): endoplasmic reticulum membrane
Molecular function (GO): metalloendopeptidase activity
Source: RefSeq, a predicted model, not a curated record
UGUGCCCAUGCCUGCAUGACUAUUAUGCGCAUGCGCAAACACAUAAAAUGGAGCCUAACUUAAACGGUAUUGUAGCUGCCACGUUGGCGUUUUCCUGGGUCGUUCACGUCUGGAAUUUAUAUCUCACACGUCGUCAGAUUCGAUUGAUUAGCGACUCUCGUGAUGUGCCCAAAGAGGUGAAGUCCGUCUACGACCAGAAGACGUUCGAAAAGGCUCAACCCUACCAACUGGACAAAAACCGUUUCUCAUGCUGGCAUGAAUUGUAUUCACAACUUCUACUCACCGCUGUUCUUGUUAUGAACGUAUUGCCGUACUCGUGGCAGUGGACGGGACGUGUAGCUCUGUAUUUUGGUCUAGAUGAGGAUUAUGAGAUCAGCGUUUCAGUACUCUGGCUAUUUUUUAUGUCAAUAUUUAACACUAUUGCUGAUCUUCCAUGGACAGUCUAUUGUGUGUUUGUCAUCGAGGAAAGACAUGGAUUCAACAAACAGACUCCUGGUUUCUUUGCUAAAGAUCAACUGAAGAAAUUUGUCGUGGGUCAGUGCAUUGUCUUGCCAAUUAUGGCAACACUGAUUUACAUCAUUUCGUGGGGCGGAGACUACUUCUUUGUUUAUGCAUGGAUUUUCUGCUGUGUUAUCAGCUUGGUAUUAGUCACUAUCUAUGCUGAUUUCAUUGCUCCACUGUUCGAUAAGUUUACUCCACUGCCUGAGGGAGAUCUUCGAACUGCUAUAGAGGAGUUGGCACAGAAACUAUCUUUUCCCCUGAAGAAGUUGUAUGUAGUGGAGAACUCGAAACGAUCCACACACAGCAAUGCUUACUUCUACGGAUUUUUCAACAACAAACGGAUUGUUCUGUUUGAUACUUUGUUGGAAAAGGGUGUCAUUCCCAAAGACGAUGCAAAAUCAGAAACUAAGCAAGAAGAGAAGAUUUCAGAAACUGAUAAUGGAGUUGAGGUAAAGUCGGGGGAGACCAAGGAACAAAUAGAGGCGAAAUCGGUUGAUGGUGAAGCAGAGGCUGACGAUAAAUCGGUGCAGGGUGACGAACAGAGGAGUGAAGUGAAUUGUGAAAGGCAAGACAGUAGUGAUACUGCUCAUCAACGUGUCGGCUGUAAUACAGAAGAAAUACUAGCCGUGUUGAGCCAUGAACUGGGCCACUGGAAGUACAGUCACGUGUUGAAACAAAUUAUUAUAGCACAAGCCAAUCUGUUUAUCUGUUUGGCUGCGUUUGGUAUUCUAAUGAAUCAGAGGCUUCUGUUUGAGGCGUUUGGGUUUACUGCAGAAGUCCAACCUAUCAUCAUUCGCCUUAUUGUCAUUUUUCAGUUUGUGUUUCAACCGUACAACGAAGUGUUGGACUUUCUUAUGACACAGUUGACGAGGCGUUUUGAAUUUCAAGCUGAUCGAUUUGCACAUCAGUUGAGUCAAGCGGAGCCUCUCAUGUCAGCUCUUAUGAAACUGAACAAGGACAAUUUGGGUUUUCCUAUAGCUGAUCCAUGGUACGCUGCAUUUCAUCACUCACAUCCAUCUCUGGUGGAGAGACUGCAGGCACUUACUGGAAAAGUGAAGGAAAAUUAAAAAAAAAUUGGUUAGAUAGCUGUUUUGUUUGCCUUGUAGCCAUAGACUUAUUGGUUUCGUGUUUAUAUGUACAAUGCUGAGGAGCUUGUGUUUUAAUGGUUAUACGGGAUGUUAGUAGAGCGACAUAUUAGUCUCGCGUAGCCAGACCGUUUCUAAAUACUUCCGGUUUGGCUACGCGAGACCACAGAAAAGAGGGUAUUCUUCGACAAU